Molecule: messenger RNA, 870 nt
Organism: Hyaloscypha bicolor E
Lineage: Eukaryota; Fungi; Ascomycota; Leotiomycetes; Helotiales; Hyaloscyphaceae
Exons: 4
Coding region: 1-870 (289 amino acids)
Molecular function (GO): catalytic activity
Source: RefSeq, a predicted model, not a curated record
AUGGCUACGUUUUCCAGACUUAUCAGGUUCUUGGCAAAAGACGGGCGAACCUAUUAUGGAGAUGCAAUUCUUCCUGACGGAGUGACAGAUAUUGCUAAAGCCAAACAGGCUAAGAUUAUUCGAGGUCAGAUCUUUGGAAAAUAUGAUGUUACAGACCAAGUUGAAGAUAUCCGUCUCCUACUCGCACCACUGGCCCUGGAUGACGCGAAGACUGUGAGAUGCUUGGGACUCAAUUAUGAGCAACAUGCGAAAGAGUCAAACUUACCAAUUCCUAAAUUUCCCGUCCUCUUUUACAAGCCCAUUACCUCUCUUGCGGGCCCAACAGAUCCUAUCCCAGUCCAUCCUUUGGCUCAACAAGGCACUGGACUAGACUAUGAAUGCGAGCUUGUCGCCAUAAUUGGAAAAGCCUGCUCAGACGUUCCCGAAUCCUCUGCACUGGACUACGUAUUAGGAUAUGCAAUCGGAAACGACGUCUCUCACCGAGACUGGCAACUCAAGCACGGCGGCGGUCAAUGGUCCCUCGGGAAGGGUUUCGAUGGCUGGGCCCCGUAUGGUCCAGGUAUCGUGAGCAGCAAGAUUAUCAAAGAUCCUCAGAACCUACAGAUCACGACCAAAUUGAAUGGGAAGACGGUUCAGGAGAGCAGUACGAAAGACAUGAUAUUUGGUAUUGCGAAGACGAUUGCAUUUUUGAGUCAAGGGACCACGUUGUUACCUGGUGAUUUGAUCUUCACUGGAACGCCACAAGGCGUGGGAAUGGGAAGGAAGCCACAGCUUUGGUUGAAAGAUGGCGAUAUCGUGGAGGUUGGAUUAGAGGGUGUAGGGAGUUGCGUGAAUAAGGUUGAGUUUACGAAGCCUAAGUCUAAAUUGUAG